CGAUUGCUCGUUUUGUGUAUUGUUUGUGUGUCAGUGUGUGCGUGUGCCUGUUCUGUUGUGGUCGUCUGAGGUUUCUUAUAGUGAGACCAAGUGGACGAGACGCAGGUCCUGAUUCUGUUUCAUUGGAUGUCUGGUUGGUUGGUCGGUCGGACGGACUGAGUAGACGGACGGACAGAGAUACAACAGACAACAGACAACAGACAACAGACAACAGACAACAGACAACAGACAACAGACAACAGACAACAGGCAGCAGACACGAAGAUGCAGACACAAAUUCUCGAGGGUCGGUCGACGGGACUCUCCUCGUCCAGUAUGGAUGCGAUGAUCAUUGGAGUGGUCAUUGGGAGUAUGGUACUGCUGGCGGUCAUCGGCAUCUUUGCCUACCUCUGCCACAAGAAACGUGCCAUGCAACGUCGCGAAGACCGUCAAUUCCUCAUCGACCAUCACCUCUCCUUUGCCUUGGGAUACUAUCCCACCCUGCGCGACCUCGAGGCCAACCAGAAGGAACAGCAGCCCGGAGGAGGAGUGACAGUGAGAGAGAUCACAAGCCUUGCUGAUCUUCCUCCUCCAACCCAACCGAUGUCACGGCUCUCGGCUCAUUAUCACAGUCCGGUUGAAGACCUCCUUCGCGAUCCACCGCCCGCCUACCAACCGUUGCCGGCCUAUGAUCCAUCUCGAUAUCAUAGAGUCGAUACUGCUCCUCUUGGGUUGGCUAUCCCAUAUAAUCCUGCUCUGGUUCAGCAGGACGAAAGACCGUCGUCGUUUGUGUUGAGUCCCCCCGCUCCUAUCAUGGCUCAGCGUGACUCGUUCGUUACUCCGAGAUUCUCUUUUCAACCUUCUCCCACGAUAGGACCCAUGCGCGAUCUGAAUGAGGUUUCGUCUCUCUCUUCUUCUAACCCAGACACCAGCGUACAGACGCCUAGACGACCCAAGCCUGUGCUAUCGAGGCUGGUGACUGAUCUUCGCUGAUGGUGGAGGGAAGUAUUUCGUUGUCUCCUUGAUGUCGCUCGCUUAUAGAUUGAU
This is a messenger RNA of Aspergillus homomorphus CBS 101889, 1026 nucleotides long. RefSeq lists its product as uncharacterized. The record is from RefSeq and is a predicted model, not a curated record. The coding region runs from base 265 to 972 and encodes 235 amino acids. NCBI's taxonomy places the organism in Eukaryota, Fungi, Ascomycota, Eurotiomycetes, Eurotiales, Aspergillaceae. The transcript has 2 exons.